Puntigrus tetrazona (Sumatra barb) is the source of this 3292-nucleotide messenger RNA. RefSeq names its product choline/ethanolamine phosphotransferase 1a (gene cept1a). The record is from RefSeq and is a predicted model, not a curated record. The transcript has 10 exons. Gene Ontology annotation, biological process: phosphatidylethanolamine biosynthetic process. Gene Ontology annotation, molecular function: ethanolaminephosphotransferase activity; diacylglycerol cholinephosphotransferase activity. Lineage: Eukaryota; Metazoa; Chordata; Actinopteri; Cypriniformes; Cyprinidae. Bases 405 to 1685 code for a protein of 426 amino acids. Gene Ontology annotation, cellular component: Golgi apparatus; endoplasmic reticulum membrane.
AAGGCGGUGUCGUUGCGUUGUUGAAGCGCCUUUCACGCCUCCGCAUCUCAUCCACGCCGUUUAUCCCGCCGUCGGUUAAUCAUUUUUCACCUAAGCGUCUUCUCCGUGGCCGCGAACGUUCCUUCGUCCCAGCAUUUCUUUUAAUUUACUUAUAAUUCGUUAAAGAAUUCAACUUUUGGCGUCUCAAGGGCAUCUCCAGUGUAAUGCUGCUGGGAGAAAACACAUCUUCACCACGUAAACAAAGAUCGCCAUCAAGCUGACGACGUCACUCCACGGAUUGUUAUCAAGCUGACGUCAUCCUACAGAUUUGAAUGGGCUGUUAUAAAAACCAUAAAUACAGUUAACUUAUCUAAUCCCAUAAUCUCAUUGUGGAUUCAACCCUCGCCGCACCCGCGCAGAGAAGCAUGACCUCUCACAAGAGACCUGUCCGGGCUCGGCCCGAUUCCGACAACAAUUCCUCCGUUAGCCGUGACCCGAGCGCACCAGGUGUGGAAGAGGGCCCCGGUCUCCUGGCCAAGCUGAUGGAGCUUCCUGUGGCCCGUCUGUCCCGGCAGCAGCUCAAAAGACUGGAGGAGCAUCAGUACAGCAGUGCGGGACGGUCCCUCCUGGAGCCCUUCAUGCAGGGAUUCUGGUGCUGGCUGGUGAGCAAAGUGCCUCUCUGGAUGGCGCCGAACCUCAUCACCAUAGUGGGACUCGCUACUAAUAUUAUCAGUACUCUGAUACUGGUGUACUACUGCCCUACUGCCACCGAACAGGCACCAACGUGGGCAUACUUAGCCUGUGCUUUGGGUCUGUUCAUCUAUCAAUCGUUGGAUGCCAUUGAUGGAAAGCAGGCACGACGGACAAGUAGCAGCACACCUCUCGGAGAGCUCUUUGACCAUGGCUGUGACUCUCUCUCUACAGUGUUUGUGGUCCUGGGCACCUGUAUAGCAGUGCAGCUGGGUACUCACCCUGACUGGAUGUUUUUCUGUUGUUUUGUGGGCAUCUUCAUGUUUUAUUGUGCCCACUGGCAGACGUACGUUUCUGGAACGCUGCGCUUUGGCAUAAUUGAUGUGACUGAGGUUCAAAUCUUCAUUAUAAUCAUGUACUUACUGGCUGCCUUUGGAGGAACGACUUUUUGGCAAUCUGUGAUCCCUGUGAUAAAUAUCCAGAUUAAAAUAAUACCUGCCCUUUGCACUCUUCUGGGUGCCGUUUUCUCCUGCACAAACUACUUCCGGGUUAUAUUCACAGGCGGAAUGGGCAAAAAUGGAUCUACUAUUGCGGGAACAAGUGUUUUGUCUCCAUCCUUCCAUAUAGGAGUGGUAAUCACACUUGCUCUAAUGAUCUAUAAGAAGUCAUCAGUGCAGCUAUUCGAGAGACAUCCCUGUCUCUACGUCUUAGCGUUCGGUUGUGUCUCCGCCAAACUCACCAACAGACUGGUGGUUGCUCAUAUGACAAAGAGUGAAAUGCAUCGGAACGACCUGGCCUUCACCGGACCAGCUCUGCUGUUUCUGAAUCAGUACUUCAACAGUUUCAUCAAUGAGUACUGUCUUCUGUGGGUCGCUCUGGUGCUGUCGGCGUUUGAUCUGGUGCGGUACUGCGUGAGUGUCUGUAAUCAGAUCGCCUCACACCUAAACAUCCGUGUGUUCAGCAUCCAGCCUCCGUCUCCAUCCAGGGUUCAGGCAGACAGCAGAAAUCACCACUAACCUGGCGUCCGCUCUCCCUCAGACACCUCCAGUAGGUCACGCACUUCAGUGAAUGUACAACACGGCGCGCAGAGACCCAGCCCAAAUGGCUGCGGUUACGAACUUUGUUCGAGAAGGUAUUUGAAGGACGAAAGGGAAUAUUAAACAGGAUAUGCUUCCUACGGUUAGAACGCCAUUCAGUUGUCAGUAUUUUGUUGUUAGAUGAUCAAUUUCAUUUGCCAUAGUUAGAUUUGACGCAACUAUGAAUGUCUACUUUUUUGUGUGCGUGUGUGUUUGUGUGUGUUUUUGGGGUUUUUUUUGCUUUGUUUUGGACCAAGUAUUUUGCCCAGCAGUGUAGAAAUCCGCCUGAAUGUAAUUUUAUAAUUACAGAUUACAGUCAACUGGAAACUUUUACUGCAAAAUGAAACGUCAAAAUUGAACCUUAAACACCACUGUCACUGUUGCCUGUACAAAGCUGUGCUGUUGUCUGAGAAAUACAGAUCUUAUGACAAGAAAAACAAGCACGAUAGUUUCAAUAUUUCACAUUUAAAAAUCCAGCUCGGUAAACUAAUCUGUGCAUCCAUACAGUAUGUAUCAUUUAUCUUUCUAUGCAUAUGUUACUUUGUGUUUGUAGUGUUUUGGGGAUUAUUAUUAUUAUUAUUAUUUUUGAGGUAUACCAAUGACACUAAAUGAUAAAAACUGUAUUAGAAACAGUAUUUUGAUAGUGCCAUAUUUUCCUAAUAACUGGGGCCAAGAUAGACCUCUACAGUGGUUCUGAUUGAGUUACGCUGUACAUAUAUAAACCCUUAAUAACAGACAUUAAAAUCUAAAAAAAUCAGUGUUUGUGGUCUAAAUACUUUAGUUAAUGUGAACUUGUGCUAAAUUAUUUUUCGUGCCUUUUUGUUUUUUUGUCACUGUCGGGAUACUACUCUAUGCACAGUAAAAGUUGGACUCAGUGAUUUUGAUAUUUUUUAACCUCUUGUGUAAAUCAUAUUUUGUUUGUAAGCAUCGUCCUCAACAAGGAUGCAAUUUCAUAUUUCUGCAUGUUGCGUUAAUUAAUCAGCCAUUAUGUCUUUUUUACAUGGCACUUUUUUUUUUUUUUUUUUUUUUUUUUUUUUUUUUAGAGAAAACUGGAUUUAUUUUAUUUUUUUUUUUUUUACAGAUUUAUAUUGCAAAACAAUACUCUGUGGUCCUGUAUCGGGUGCUUCCAAGCGUAGAAUAUAAACAGAGUGGCCGAACUCCAUGUGUAUUUCUCAAAGUACGUUAUUGUUUUGCAUCUACCUCCGAGCAGUUGCUUGUACGCGUUAUUUUAGUCUCUCUUUCGGUUUGAGGCUUUUAUUGAAAAUGUUUUAAUCCUGUUGUGAACGUUAUUUAAGUGGGUUUCUGUGUAUUUUUGUUUCGUCUUUUUUAAACGCGUCGUCCAUUCACCCCCGGCCGCUCUGAGGUCAACCAAAGCUGCAAUACACACAUAGUUGAAGAAAAUGAUGUCUGUCAAUGCCAUCUACAAGACAUGCAUAAGUUGUACCUUGACCAGGAUUUUUUGUUGUUUUGUUGAUUUACAGCAAAUACUUUACUUUGUAAUAGACUAAUGCCCAUCAAAUAAAGAUUGUUAUAUUUAUGUUAACAGA